Betta splendens (Siamese fighting fish) is the source of this 6219-nucleotide messenger RNA. RefSeq names its product leucine rich repeat containing 8 VRAC subunit Aa (gene lrrc8aa). Gene Ontology annotation, molecular function: protein binding. The transcript has 3 exons. The record is from RefSeq and is a predicted model, not a curated record. NCBI's taxonomy places the organism in Eukaryota, Metazoa, Chordata, Actinopteri, Anabantiformes, Osphronemidae. Bases 237 to 2627 code for a protein of 796 amino acids.
AAGAAGAAGCAGCCGAAGUAGCAGUUCCGCCAGUCUCGUGUGGCAGCAGUCGCGCUCGUGCGGGCCAUGGAUUCGCUCGUCCCGUGUUCGCGAGCUCACCUCUUCUCCGUUGUUGUCGCACAAAACUCCGGCCCAGUGUCCGACCAGCCGUAGCUGCCGAGAGACGUUUGAGAAAUGUGUCACCUGUGUGUGGAGGCGGCGAGAGACACCAGCGGCAGCAAAAUAGAUAGACCAUCAUGAUUCCCAUCACAGAGCUCCGGUACUUUGCUGAAACCCAGCCAGCGUACCGUAUCCUGAAGCCAUGGUGGGACGUUUUCACCGACUACAUCUCGAUCGUCAUGCUGAUGAUCGCGGUGUUUGGUGGUACACUGCAAGUGACACAGGACAAGAUGAUCUGCCUGCCUUGCAAGUGGGUGAUCAACAAGUCAUGCGAGGCCAUGCCUGCCCCAAACGUGACCAUCCCCUAUGCACCGGAACCCAAAGGCAUUCAGUAUGACCUUGACCGUCACCAGUAUAAUUAUGUGGAUGCUGUCUGCUAUGAGAACGAACUACACUGGUUUGCCAAAUAUUUCCCGUAUUUGGUGCUUCUCCACACCCUCAUCUUUCUGGCCUGCAGCAAUUUCUGGUUUAAGUUCCCACGCACAAGCUCUAAGCUUGAACACUUCGUCUCCAUUCUCCUCAAGUGCUUCGACUCCCCAUGGACAACUAGAGCUUUGUCCGAGACCGUGGUGGAGGAGAGCGAUCCCAAGCCCCCUGGAAAAAUGAACGGCUCAAUGGACAAAAACGCCUCGAUUCUGAGUGAUGAUGUCGAGGCCAGCGUGCCCAUGCUCCAACGGACAAAGUCCAGAAUCGAACAAGGAAUUGUGGAUCGCUCUGAUACCGGGGUUCUAGAUAAGAAAGAAGGCGAGCAGGCAAAGGCUCUCUUUGAGAAAGUGAAGAAGUUCAGGGUCCAUGUAGAGGAAGGUGAUAUCGUCUACAGUCUUUACGUGCGUCAGACCAUCAUCAAAGUCAUCAAGUUUAUACUGAUAAUAAGCUACACGGUCUACUAUGUUCAGUACAUUAGGUUCAGUGUAGUGUGCGUAGUCAACAUUCAGAUGCUAACAGGCUACAACACUUUCUAUUGUGCUCACCCAUUAGCAACACUCUUCAAGAUUCUGGCCUGUUGCUACAUCGUGCUGGUGGUGGUUUAUGGUCUUAUCUGCAUGUAUACUCUGUGCUGGAUGCUCAGACGAUCCCUUAAACGAUAUUCCUUCGAGUCAAUUCGGGAGGAGAGCAGCUAUAGCGACAUACCCGAUUUAAAGAACGACUUUGCCUUCAUGCUACACAUGAUAGAUCAGUAUGACCCUCUCUACUCCAAGCGCUUUGCCGUUUUUCUGUCAGAGGUGAGCGAGAACAAGCUGAGGCAGCUGAACCUCAACAACGAGUGGACGCUGGAAAAGCUGAGGCAGCGCAUCACCAAGAACUCGCAAGAGAAGCUCGAGCUGCAUCUCUUCAUGCUCAGCGGGAUCCCAGACACGGUGUUCGAUUUAGUAGAGCUGGAGGUGCUCAAGCUGGAGCUUAUUCCUGAUGUUACUAUUCCUCCAAUCAUCGCCCAGCUCUCCAACCUCAGGGAGAUGUGGCUCUAUCACACACCAGCUAAAAUUGAGGCUCCAGCGCUGGCUUUCCUCAGAGAAAACCUGAAAUCCCUCCACAUCAAGUUCACUGACAUCAAAGAGAUCCCUUUGUGGAUUUAUAGCCUGAAGAAUCUUGGUGAGCUGCACCUAACGGGCAACUUAAGCGCAGAGAACAAUCGUUUCAUCGUCAUUGAUGGACUUAGAGAACUGAAGAGUCUCAAAGUGCUACGUCUCAAGAGCAACCUGACCAAGCUGCCUCAGGUGGUCACGGACGUCGGUGUGCACCUCCAGAAGCUCUCGAUCAACAACGAGGGCACGAAGCUGAUGGUGCUCAACAGCCUGAAGAAGAUGGUCAACCUAACGGAGCUUGAGCUCGUCCGCUGCGACCUUGAACGCAUUCCGCACUCUAUCUUUAGUUUGCACAACCUGCAGGAGAUUGACCUAAAGGACAACAACCUGAAGACCAUAGAGGAGAUCAUCAGCUUCCAGCACCUGCACCGGCUCGUGUGUCUGAAGCUGUGGUACAACCAGAUCGCCUACAUCCCCAUUCAGAUCGGGACUCUGACCAACCUGGAGAGGCUCUAUCUCAACAGGAACAAGAUUGAGAAGAUCCCCAGCCAGCUGUUUUUCUGCCGCAAGCUGCGCUUUUUAGACCUGAGUCACAACAAUCUGACCGGCAUCCAUGCUGAUAUAGGUUUCCUCCAGAACCUGCAGUAUUUUGCUGUGACGGCAAACAGGAUCGAGACCUUGCCCCCAGAGCUGUUCCAGUGCAAGAAGUUACGUACAUUGAACCUGGGAAACAACUGCCUGCAGACGCUCCCGUCACGCUUUGGAGAACUCACUGGCCUAACCCAGCUGGAGCUGAGGGGGAACCGUCUGGAGUGUCUCCCAGUGGAGCUCGGCGAGUGCCGGUUGUUGAAGAAGAGCGGGCUGGUGGUGGAGGAGGACCUGUUCAACACACUGCCCUCAGAAGUCAAAGAGCAGCUUUGGAGGGCUGACAAGGAGCAAGCCUGAGCAAAAGGCCUCAGUGGAGAAAAGUAUGAUUAGAAACAGAGAUUUUAGUAAUGAGCAGAGCCACACCUACUUGCUCAUAUGAGCUCAUAAAAUUAGUUUUAUUAUUUCAAAGGGUCAAGGGUGUGUGUUUUUUGUUUUUUUAAUGGUUGUCAAGGAAAUAUCUUGAAGAAGGUUGUUGUUAGUGUGGCUUUCUAAGAUUUUGUUGAAUAUGCAUGCCCAAGCAUUUCCUGUCUGAUCUGUACAGAUUUUAAGGGAGACACAGAAAAACGUCGAGCAGAUCAACCCUGCUGUAAAUGGCAGUACCUGUGUGACCUGCCUGUGGCCUUGGGAUUCAAAGUUCUGGACGUGUUGCGAUGCAGAGUAAGAAUAGUGCUGACAGCCAGUUAGUGGAUACAUAAGGAUCAGGCCCCAUUUUCAGGCAUCUUCUUGUGUCAAGAGAUGAUCUCACAACAUUGGCCUUACAGUAACUCAGACCAUACAGCGUCAGAAGCUACAAUUAAAUCUCUAACUAGCCUACAGUUGUUAAUUAGUAAUGUGGGCCUGUGUGCCAGACUAUUAAUUAGCUGUGGGUCUGUGACGCUGUGGUGAACAACGACUCCAAUAAACACAUGGGGAAUGCUUUAAUUUGCAGCCCGCAAUUUAAUUUAACCACUCAUUCCUGUAAUAUUGAUUUACUUGUACAAUAUGUACUGAUCUGUAUUUGAGUACAAAGUUAUGAUGGACACUGUUUAAAGAUCAGGUAGGUAGAUUGGUAUCCUACAGAAGAAUCACAGCCUUUAAAUUAAAGUGCAACCAACACGUCUUAUUUAGGAGUAAGGGAGGCUUCACCUUAUUUUGCAUGACUAAUGGUUUUUAUUAAUGUGUGAGAGACAGGACUUGAUUCAUGGGUGCGUUUGAACAAAGUUAAGAAUAUAUUUAGAAUUUAGGAAACAUGACUUGGUACUUUAGAAUGUUGCCACACACUGGCAUCAUGUGAAAAUGGACUCAAACGCUAACAAGUUGAGUGACUGACUGACUGAAUGCCAUAUUUGAUAAAGCCAUUGCUCUUCUGUGCUUUUAAGCAGUAUUGUAAGCUUUUAUGACAUAUCUGUAGUAGGAGAAUUUAAGUGACCUUUGUUCAGUUGGAGGCUCAUCUAUAUAAUUGUUGCUUCACUGACUAGAUUGUAAUUGCAAAAUCUUUUGUUUAUUUUUCUUUUAUAUUUUAAUUUUGAAAAUAUGCAAGCAUGCACAAUGCACACUACUGUUGUGCAGUAGUAGAUGGUAUAGAGACAAUAAGACAAGAAUCAUGAAAAGGUACUUUUUAUGGUUGGUAUGGUUUGUGUUUAUCAGACCUUAUUCGAUGAUGCUGCCACAACCAUGAGACGGCCGCCUUCGUACUGCCGGUGUCCACAAAUGAAGUCUUUCUGCGACUCAAGUGCCCAGUUGUUUGUAUUUAUCCUGCUCCGUUUACUCGAGGGAAAACUGGAUGUUUUCUUUUUUGUCAAAACCAGAGCAAACAGGAAAUUGCAGCGUGAAGAGAACUGGUUUUCACUAACCUUCCCCUAGGAAAAUGUUAUUGCUGAGAGACUGUGCAGAAUAUUCUAUUUCUACAUCCAUUGUCCAAAUUAGUGCAACAUGCUUUGUUUGCUUGAAACACUUUUCUCGUUAAGAUCCUGGCUUUAUUAGCCUCAUUUGGAGUCAACCUACUGUUUGCCCCAUCCAGGCUUCUAUUCUUACUAAUAAGCCUUAACCUUUACGAGCUGCAUGCCCUGUAAACCAUCACAAACAUCACAUUCAUGGCUUGUUUUUUUUGUUUGUGCUGUAAAAUGUGUAGCUGACACGUUGUUUCAUGCAUAUCGGUCAUACCAUAGGCAUGUGGUGUUAUGGCUGCCAGCUGUUUUAUAGGCUUUAACGGCACCUUUUGUUUGGUAAAUGUAUUCACUGAGGCCUUGGUUGUAUCGGAACGCCCUUGACGGCGUAACCGGUGAAGUGCUAGUUUUAAAGCAGCUACUUUUAAAGUCAAAGCUCAAGGUCAGAAAGGCAAGUGAAGACUUAAGAUUGCUUUACAAUUACAGUCUCAUCACUUAUGAUUUGUAGGUGAACUCUGAAUGAGGUCCAACCCUAGAUGUCAUAGAGGGCAGUAGCUGUAGAUCAACGUUUGCCACUUCACAGUAAAUUUGAUAUACAACACAGCUUGUUGUAGUGGUGCAGUGCAGUUGUCAGUGCUGCUGACACUGAAGUCUUCCUCAGCAGUGCACCACAGAAGAAAUAGGCCUUGAAACAUUCACACAAAUUAUUGUUUCAGUUGUGUUAAAUUUACUGGGCGUUGGAUAUUCUAACUUUAUAUCUGACCCUGAAUCAGUAAUUUGGUGACGCCGUGUUGUUCAUUGUCGCUCUUGACGUUUUAAUGUGCCAUAGUGAUCUUUCUCAGGACAUCACUGGGAGCUCACUCGCCAUUUGUGUGUUGAGGCCUGGAUUGCAGUUGUUCAGCAUGAGCAUCACGACACAUCUUGUCAACGUGUGUGAGUUUCUGUUAAUAUUUGGAUGUAGGUUCACCAAUGUUUCUUUUUCUCCCUGUUUUUUUUUUUUUGACCUUUGUACCUGUACAGUCAUAGUCAUCUCCCUCUGAGUCACCAGACCAGUGUAUUAAACCUGCAGGCACGCAGCAAUGUCAGAGCCAGUGUUCUGGUAAAGGUCUGAGCUGAGGUCAUUCUUUGUGGAGAAUGAAAAAGAGGAAGUUCUUAUGACUAAUAAAAUGUCCCUUAGUGACAAGGAAAGUUUAGACGUAUCCUGGCAACACAUGCCUUUUUCAUCAAAACAUUAACUCAGCUCAUUUGUCACAUUUUAAAGCGUUUCAUUUGUCUAAAAGCAUUAAAAUAGCUUUUUAUUCAUGCAAGUUCACUCUGAAAUGAUAAAAUAUUAAAUAUUGUAUGUAUGCCUUAAGUAGUAGUAGUUUGUCCAUAAGAUGCAUGUUUCAGAUUAUUUAAUUAUCCACUGAAGCUUUUAUAGCUGAUUGUGAGUUGCUGAUUUCUGAACAGAAACAACUUGUGACAAUCUUAAAAAGUGGUGAAAGCUCAGCAUCCAGUGAGGCCACCGCAUGUACCCGCACACAUCUAAUACCUGUUAUUUCUGAGCUUUUUAUGCAGCAUUUCACCCAAAGAUGUCAGAAAACGGCCAUGACUGCAUUGCAUUUACAUAUAAUCUUAAUCUUCUGUAUGAAACAUCUUAAAGUAAAUGUGUAUUCUGAUGCCUGUAGAUCAGGGAUAUAUGGAGCAGUUUUGUUUUUUUUUUUUCCGUUUUUGGAGGUUCUCAUGUACUUCAUUCUUUCAGCUGAGCUUGUGUGCAUUGUAGCCACACUGUAGGUCACUUAACCUUUAGAAACGAUCACUGCUGAAUAUGAACUGAAAGCUGGAUGCACAGACUUGCUUCAGUCGGUCUGUAUCACAAAUGACAAGGCCUUGAUUCAAGUGUUGCCAAGUUGACUGAACGGAGGCUUUUUAAGCAGAACGUCUUAUAUUGGACAACUAAGCUUUGAUUUUAUUUUAUUUUUUAAUGUUCAGGCUGAAUUUUUGUACCAUUCUGAACUGAUAAUAAAACAAGCUAUUAACACUAA